This is a messenger RNA of Triticum dicoccoides, 1191 nucleotides long. RefSeq lists its product as uncharacterized. Gene Ontology annotation, molecular function: ceramide cholinephosphotransferase activity; sphingomyelin synthase activity. The record is from RefSeq and is a predicted model, not a curated record. NCBI's taxonomy places the organism in Eukaryota, Viridiplantae, Streptophyta, Magnoliopsida, Poales, Poaceae. The coding region runs from base 71 to 1138 and encodes 355 amino acids. Gene Ontology annotation, cellular component: plasma membrane; endoplasmic reticulum membrane; Golgi membrane. The transcript has 4 exons. Gene Ontology annotation, biological process: ceramide biosynthetic process.
CGCCGCGCGGGCGCCCUUCUACCGCCGCUGGGACGCCGAGAUCCGCGCCGCCCCGUGGUUCCUCGCCGCCAUGGUCCUCAUGCUCGCCGCGCUGCUCUGCGAGGCCAUCUCCGUCCGGUUCGUCUCCAGCGUGCUCGGCCUCCGGUGGCAUAGAUCUACUGCUCCUCUUCCCGACACUGGUCAGUGGCUUCUUCUAGCACUAAACGAGAGGCUUCCUCAAACUGUGGUUUAUCUAUUGAGAGCCCACAUCAUCACUCUACAUAGUUACUUGAUGUUGUUUAUCAUGUUGGGAUUCUCGGCAUUUUUUGACUGCAUCAAAGGUCCUGGCCUUGGAAUAGGCACAAGGUAUAUGUUCGCUAUGGCGGUCGGGCGUUUUCUUCGGACCAUAACAUUUGUUUCUACUAUUCUUCCAUCUGCAAGGCCUUGGUGUGCUGCUGCUCGAUAUAAAAUACCUGACCAUCCUCAUGCUUGGGCACAGAAGUAUUAUGUUCCGUAUGCUUCUGAUCCGCGUGCAAUCCGCAGGAUCAUACUAGUGGAUAUGCCAUAUGCCAGUGUUCAAAAUUAUACUGAUCACUAUAGACCUGAUUGGGCACAUAUGAGCUUCCUAAUAGACAUAUUGAGGCCAUCUGCCGGAGAGGGCCCUUCAUGGUAUCAUUUGGUGAAUAAAGCCGGUGGUGGUUGCAAUGAUCUUAUAUAUAGUGGGCACAUGUUUGUUGUUGUCCUGACUGCUAUGGCAUGGACGGAAGCGUACGGGGGAUGGAUAUCAGGUGGGAUAUGGUUUCUAGUCCUGCACAGUGCCCAGAGGGAGAUACGGCAGCGUUACCAUUAUAGUGCCGACUGCAUUGUAGCAAUUUACGUUGGAAUCCUCUUGUGGCGGGUCACUGGGUUCAUCUGGUCCACCAGGGAUUCAGAUCAAGCUAGAAGACUCGCCAAACUCGAUGAGGUUCAGAACAGAUUAUUUCAUGCUGCAAAGGACUCGGACAUCGACGAAAUAAGGGGGCUGCUAAAUGAAGUUGAGAUGGCUGGACAGUCAAAGAGGACCUUCUCACAGGGUGUCAUCUUAUCCUUUGCUGCUUUUAUGAUUACAUUCACCCUCCUGUUUGUUCUCCUUGCAUUCUCACUUACUAGCAAUGGAUGAUUGAUUGGCAUCCUGACUUCCAUUUAUUUUUUGCCAGAAGUAUAUUUUAGUCA